AUGAAAGUACUUGUCUGCGGAGGAGCAGGAUAUAUCGGCUCUCAUUUGGUCCGAGAAUUGGUAGCUACUCCAGGAUAUGAAGUCGUCAUCCUGGAUAACUUGUCAAUGGGUCAUAUCGAGUGUGUACCGGAAGGUAUAGCCUUCGAACAAGCUGACAUUAGAGACAAAGAAGCACUUGACCGAGUCUUUUCCAAGCAUACACCAGAAGCCGUUAUGCAUUUUUGUGCUUCGGCAUCAGUGGGAGAGAGUAUGAUCGAUCCACUGCUCUAUUAUGAGAAUAAUGUGGUGGGCACUGUGUUUUUGUUACAGGCUAUGAACAAAUACAAUGUCAAAUAUUUUAUCUUCUCAUCAACUGCUGCUCUCUUUGGCACGCCUGAAGUUAUUCCCAUUGCAGAUGAUGCUCCUACUAAGCCGAUUAAUCCAUACGGAGAUACCAAGUUGACAGUUGAAGGCAUUCUAAAGUGGUGUGAAACGGCAUACGGAACUAAAUAUGUGUGCCUUCGAUAUUUCAAUGCAUGUGGAGCACACGCAAGUGGCGAUAUCGGAGAGGACCAUAACCCUGAAACUCAUCUGAUUCCUCUUGUCCUUCAAGUUGCUCUUGGCCGUCGUCCUGCCAUCAAGAUAUUCGGAGAUGACUACAAAACAAAGGACGGUACCUGUGUUAGAGAUUAUGUUCAUGUCACUGAUCUUGCGUCGGCUCAUAUCAAAGCUCUUGAAUAUUUGGUGAGGGAAAACAAGUCUAAUCAAUUUAACCUUGGCAGCGGUGAAGGAUAUUCUGUGAAGGAGGUGAUUGAAGCGGCAAGGGAAGUUACAGGGCACCCUAUUCCGGCUGUGAUCGAGAGUCGCCGUCCGGGGGAUCCUGAUGUGUUAAUUGCAUCAUCCGAAAGAGCAGAGAAAAUUCUCGGAUGGGAGAAGCGGUAUAACACUGUAAAGGAAAUAGUCGCCACGGCCUGGAAGUAUCAUCAAAAACAUCCCAGCGGAUUUGUCAGCAAAAAGUAA
Paraglomus occultum is the source of this 999-nucleotide messenger RNA. The record is from the annotation of a GenBank genome assembly. Lineage: Eukaryota; Fungi; Glomeromycota; Glomeromycetes; Paraglomerales; Paraglomeraceae.